Molecule: messenger RNA, 3607 nt
Organism: Pararge aegeria (speckled wood butterfly)
Lineage: Eukaryota; Metazoa; Arthropoda; Insecta; Lepidoptera; Nymphalidae
Molecular function (GO): nucleic acid binding
Source: RefSeq, a predicted model, not a curated record
UCAUGUGUUAUUACAAAGCGAAUCUAACACGGACGCGGGUAUGAAAUGUCGGUUUUGCUACAGCGGGCCGAAACACAAUCUACCGGAUUGCAAAGUAUUCAAAAAGGCACUACGAAAGGAUCGGUGGCGUCACGUAAAGCGGUACGGUAUAUGUUAUAAAUGUCUGUCACCCACGAAGCACGACAGGGAUAUUUGCCCGGCGCCUGCUUGUGAUAAAAACAAUUGCGGGCAGGCUCAUCACCGAUUGUUACAUUAUGAGAAGAGCAGUACGGGAAAUGAUAACACUACGGGCCUACACGAGUCUUCUGAACGCGAACCCACUACCGAAGCACAACAAGUAACGCACAUUAAAGAAAACAAUCGCCAGGUACUAUUAAAGGUUGUAACGGUACAAAUACACGGACCGAUGGGAACUGUAACAACUGCCGCGUUGCUCGAUGUAACGCUAAUGAACUCGGAACUAGCCGCAAGAGUGGGGCUACGCGGACAUAGAAAAACUAUGCGUGUGCGCGGCGCAUGGGACACUAAUGAGCUAGAAUGCGACAGCGAGAUAGUAAAUUUCACUGCAUCCAACAAAGACGGCCAGCUAUUUACACUUACGGCGCAUAGCGUUAGCGAUCUGAAUUUACCUGCUCAAGAUACCUCUAAUUUAGGUAUUUCUCGAUAUGGACAUAUUUCUCAAAUAAAAAAUCAACUUAAUCUUGAAUAUUAUAAGCCACAGCUGCUAAUAGGGCAAGAUAACUAUCACGUAUUAUUACCAUUACAAGUUCUAGAAGGCAAACCAGGGGAACCGUAUGCUACUCUUACUCCACUAGGAUGGUGCCUCCAUGGUUGUACCAGAACACAAUCCGUCAAUUGUUUGUUGCAUUCUACUCUGCUUCUCAGCUUCAACCACUGUGGCCUAGACACAGAAAAAGAAGACCUACUCCGUGAGAUACAUGAAGAGGUCCGACGUUCCUUCGCUAUAGACUCCUUGGGGGUCACCGCUAAACCACGAGGGAACUCUGAUGACCUACGCGCUCAAGCGCACCUGGAGAAAACGUGUAAAUUAAUACAGGGAAGGUGGUAUGUUGGUCUGCCGUGGAGAGACAGCAAUGCAAAGAUGCCUAACUCGUUUACGUACGCCAUGUCAAGGUUGAAGGGGAUAGAGAAGAAAGUGAAAGCUGACGUAGGAUAUGCUUCACGAUACAAGGAAAGAAUCGAACAUUUAUUUCAAAACAACUACGCAAAACAAGUAGUAGACAUAUCUUGGAGUCCUAGAACCUGGUACUUACCACAUUUUGGAGUCGAUAAUCCUAAUAAAAAAAAAUUGCGAUUAGUUUUCGACGCUGCGGCUAAGUUUCAAAAUGUUAGCCUUAAUGAUUACCUUUUAAAGGGCCCGGACCUGCUCGUUUCACUGCUGGGAAUAAUGAUGCGUUUUAGGGAACAUAGAAUAGGGAUAACGGGGGACAUAAAAGACAUGUUCCUCAGAAUAAAAAUCCUACCUGAAGACCAAGAUGCUUUACGAUUUUUAUGGCGAGAUACCCCUAAGGAUAAAUUAAAAGUCUACGCCAUGACAUCUUUAAUCUUUGGCGCUAACUGUUCACCGUUCAUCGCUCAAUUUAUUAAAAAUAAGAACGCACAGAGGUAUGAAUCAUCGAAGCCAGCCGCAGUAAAAGCCAUCCUGCAGCAGCACUAUAUGGACGACUAUAUCGACAGCGUUGAUAGCAUAGAAACAGCGAGGCAGUUAAUAAAGGAGGUUACUUUCAUUCACGGCGGAUUCGAAAUAAGAAACUGGACAAGCAACUUCAAAGAAGUUUUAAGUUACAUUUCAACCGAAGCCUUAGGACCUACUGCUGUAAGGUUCGAUAUUGAACAGCAUUCAGAACGCACUUUAGGUCUUAUGUGGUUUCCUAAACAAGAUACCUUAGGAUUUGACGUAUCAUUCAAGCGUAUUCCUACCAACAUAGUCGCGGGUGAAAAAAUACCUACAAAGAGAGAAAUGCUACGAGUUAUUAUGUCAAUAUUCGAUGUGUUUGGGUUCUUAUCACCAUUCACUAUUAGAGGAAAAAUAAUUCUACAAGAAACAUGGCAAUCCGGAAUUGGCUGGGAUGAAUCACUUACGGAUGAACUUUAUAUUAAGUGGACCGAAUGGCUUAAAUCGCUAAAAGGUAUCAGUCAAAUAUCUUUACCACGUCAUUAUCUCGCGGCAGCACGGGCGAGCGAGAUGGAAGACGUACCUAGUGCACUGAACAGCGGGGGCAGCGGUGUUUACGAUAAACUCGCAUUACAUGUUUUUAGCGACGCGUCAACAAAGGCGAUGUGCGCCGUCGCAUACUGGCGCUGGGAAAGGAAUGAUAAAAUAUACGUUGCUUUCAUCGCGAGUAAAUGUAAGGUGGCGCCGAUAAAACAAUCACUAUCGGUACCACGGCUUGAACUUCAGGCUGCAGUUUUGGCCGCUAGAUUGGCGGACACUAUAGUUACACAACAUAAAAUAAAACCACGAAAUAAAUACUUUUGGAGUGACUCAACUACUGUACUGCAUUGGAUAAGAAACGACGCUCGGAAUUACCAAACGUUCGUAGCGCAUCGAUUAGGGGAGAUUGAUGAACUUACCUGUUCAAGCGAAUGGCGUUAUGUGCCUACCAGGCUGAACAUAGCAGACGCUGCCACUAGGGAAGAAUGCGACAUGGCUAUAUUAGAAGGCGCAUGGCUGUACGGCCCUAGUUUUCUAUGUUGCAACGAAGCUGAUUGGCCUGAAGACCUGCUAAUAUCUAAUUCGACUGUUCAAAAUGUCACUGAAUAUGUAGCUACGAUAGGGAAAAUUACACUAUGCUUACCGGCCUGUCCUGAUCCUGAGAGGUUUUCUUCGUGGAUUCGCCUUUUGAAAUCUACAUGCAUGGUGUUGGCGUUUGUGGAUAAGCUAUGCAGGAAGCGUACCGGUGAAGUGGACGGUGCAAUGACAGACCGCGCGGAGAAGUUAUUGAUGCGGUACGCACAGGCUCAAUCAUUUGUUGAAGACCUGGAACAGCUGAAAAAAGGAAAAUCAUUAGAUAGGAAAAGUAAUUUACUUACCGUAUCACCGUUCCUCGACGAGCAGGGUGUCCUCCGGGUGGUAGGCCGCAUCGAUGCUGCGCCUGGAAUAGCAAGAGAUAUGAAGCAUCCAAUAAUCUUAGAUGGACGUCAUCCCACAGCAAGGCUUAUCAUAAUGCAUUACCAUAAAAAAUUCGCCCAUGGAAAUCACGAAACUGUAAUAAAUGAAAUAAAGCAACGAUUUUGGAUAUUGCGGCUUCGCCCAACGGUCAAAAAUAUAGUAUCAAAAUGCGUGCUAUGCCGAAUCCGCAAGGCGCGGCCGCAACCGCCAAGGAUGGGAGACUUACCGGAGGCGAGGCUAGCACACCAUCAACGACCCUUUACCUAUUGUGGGUUGGACCUCUUUGGUCCUAUGAAAAUAGCUGUCGGACGACGGCAUCAAAUAAGAUAUGGCGUGCUAUUUACAUGCAUGACUGUAAGGGCUAUUCAUAUAGAACUGGUGCAAACACUUACCACGGACUCCCUAAUAAUGGCCCUUAGAAGAAUGGCGUCGCGACGUGGCUGGCCGUCAAAUUUGCUAAUGGAUCUAACCUGA